Molecule: messenger RNA, 8729 nt
Organism: Gallus gallus (chicken)
Lineage: Eukaryota; Metazoa; Chordata; Aves; Galliformes; Phasianidae
Gene: MAP4K3
Product: mitogen-activated protein kinase kinase kinase kinase 3
Exons: 34
Coding region: 4806-7424 (872 amino acids)
Biological process (GO): protein phosphorylation
Molecular function (GO): MAP kinase kinase kinase kinase activity; ATP binding
Source: RefSeq, a predicted model, not a curated record
GGUUGCUUCUAAUGUCACAAAGAGGAAGUAAUAUACUCAUAUGUGUCAUCCACGUGUGAGCUUAGUCGGCCUUUAUCCUGAAUUUGUGAGGGGGUUAAUAUUAAAGCCUCUUUGAUUUGCUUCGUCUUGCUUUCUGUGGGUGAACUUUGUGGUCAGUGAAGGAGUUGAGUGGAGCUGAGGUUACUGAUGUGAACACGGUGCUCAUUGGUGGCAGGAUUUCAGCGGAUCUGAUCCAAGUUCUGGGUGUACUCAGAUGACCUCCAACUAUUCUUUGAAAACUUCAUUUUUGCCCCCUUUAGCAGGGAGAGCCAUGGAGGGAGGUGUAUUAUUGCAGUAACAAGAGGACAGUCUCCUUAUAUUGACAUUCUUUCUGUACGCUGACCUUUCUGUAACCUGCUUUCCUGGCAAAGUUUGGAGGAGCUGAAAGCAGAGCAGGCUGGCAUCCACUUCUUCCACUCUUUUUCAUUGAGCUGAGCUAUGGAAACGCGUGGGCCUACUGUCAGACAGGUGGAGCACUUUAAAUAACAAAACAGAUAGAGUCUCUGCUCUGAAGAUCUUAGCAUUUAUAAGAGCCAGUGGCGUGGAAUAAACUAAUGACUUUGUAGUAAGAAAAGUAAUGGGUAGCAUUUUCAUGUGAUGAGCUCUUUAUCAGAUAUGCACAGUCAACGUUAUCUCUUCCAACCAAAGUUUAUUGUAGGAAGUGAAGCUGGAUGUAGUUUUAUCUCAUUCCUAGUUAUGAGGGUAUCCCGGGGAUAUAAAUGCUGACAUAAUACUGUUUUCUGUGAGGGUCUGAAAGAUACCUAAAAGACCUAACAAAUAACAUUCUGGUGACAGUGUGUUGCCAUGAUAGAUAAAACAAUAUUACAAAGCUCUCGAUAGACAUUUCAAUACAGUGGAGGAUUUAUAACCGAUUCCCUUGUCCAGUGAUGUCUCCUGUCAGGAUUGGUAAAGUCGAUUAAUGGCAAAAUCAAGUUACUCCCUUGGUAGCCCAGCUGAUGCUUCUGUAACAAAACACAGAUGAUCUCCUAAUAGCGUUUUCUUGGAGCUAAGUAAUCUUUUUGCAUAUCGUCUUCUCACUUGUCUGGUUGUGUAUGUCUUAAUAAACGUACCUGUCAACUAACUUAGUCUCUAAACCAGACUUCAUGUGAAGUUGAGAGCAGAAUUGCUUUUCUGGCUGCAGUUGCGUGUCAGCAAAAUUCUUACUUUCACCUUCUGCUUCUGUUGAAGUUUCUCAUCUACAACAAGACCUGUGAGAGAGGGCGAAGGCCUGUUCUGCUGUCAUACAGUCCGUGCUGUCCUCUGUGUUCCUGUAUUUUGCUGUCAAGAAGACUUUCAUGGUGUGGCAUGGCCAGCAUAGUGUAAAAGAAGAGUUGUCUUUUUCACAACCAAAACAGCAUUCCGCCAUCCUGCUCCCUUUUGGGAAAUAAUUUUCUGGAGUGAAAUGAGGCGAUUGCUUAAUUACUUCAUUUUGUCUCUGAUUUUUAGAAAGAUUUUUUGUCUCUUGGUAUGAAAUCGCCAGUCUGAUCAGCCCUGUCCUCAAGUUCUGUUUGGUUUUGGCUUACAGCUUGCACGUGGGAUGUUCUAAUGACCGUAUUAAUAAUUAACAUUCCAGUGCUGUAGUUUUCCUUUUCACAUCCAUAGUAACACUUUGGUUUUGUUGCUAACUGCAUAUAGAUUUGACAUAUAUUUUGAGGUGAUUGUAGGUCCGUUUUGUUUGUUCAUAUAAUUAGCUUUUAUCACAGCAUACCUUAAAAUCAUUUUUUUUAAUGACCAUUGAAGUUAUUUGCCAUUGUGCAGGUUGUCCAUGUGCUGUGGGUGGACCCUGCCAAAGGUUUUCAGCACCUUAGAAAAAGGCUCUUCUGUCCCUUUUGCUGAAAGUGAUGUUCAGGAUAAUUGGACUGGACUGUUGUUUCUGCAGAGCUGCUGGUUGUGUCGGGUCUGCUUCACCCCCGUUCUUUCGGUUUGCCUGACAUCCGAUUUGAGGAUAGAAAAGGGCUGAUUUGUCUGCUCUGCUGUCCUUUGGUCUGGCUAUUGUUUUCAGUGAGGAAAGUCGUAUUUACCACCUCAACUGUUUGAGACUGAAAUGCUCAGAUUCUGUUUCAGUUUUUGGUUUCUGACAGUGCUCCUACGUUUUGCUGGAGGAGAACACGUCCAGAACAGAUGAACCUGAAGAGUCUUCCAUUUUGCAGAGUCAUACGCAGGAUUCAUUUCUCUCCUUUGCUUCUAUUUCCUGGGGUGAUCCAGUAAGCCAUCCGUUCUCCAGGAGCAGAGAAGAUGCAGGAAUAUUUGAACGGUGCCUUUUACUUGUGCGCUUCUGAUGCACAUUUUAGUCUUCUUAUGUACCUUACGGUUGUUCAGGCUCCUCCUGAAGGAUAAAGAUCCUUUUUGAAGGUUGUUUAUUUCAGGAUUUCUUUGUUAAACAACAUCCCUGUUAUCAAAGCAUUGCUUUCUAAAAUUGGAGCUAUCAGGCUUUGGUGUCGUGCCUCCUACCAGAAUGUGGAAUGUCAUUUAUUUUUACCAGAGCUCUUAGUAGUUCAGUUCAGGUUAAUUACAGCUGCGACUUCCUCCUAAGCUGUUAGAUCAGGUCAGCGCAUCUUACUGUUGCCUGAGAGCCAGGGGAUUCCCUGCCCUAUUCCUAGCUUUAGUCCCUGCUCUCCCUGCUUAUCUUGCACCAACUCUGGAGCUCAGCGUGCUGCCCGAGCCAGUGUGCUUAGCUAGCCUGGCAGAAAAGGAACCAAAAAAGGAGGCGGGUGGAUUGCUGUGGGCUGAGCAUGGCUUGGCGAGGGCUGCAAGCAGGGGGCUUGGCGAGCAUGUAGGGGGACAGAGCUGAACUGGGUCUUUCUGUGCUGCAGAUGAGUUAUCCUAGGAAGUAGCAACUUGUUUAGAAACUGCUUGUCUAUGUUUUGGUCAGCAGUUAAUGUGUGAAGCAGUUGAAACCAGAAGCACGCUAUAAUUACUAUCUUAGACUUUGCUUCUUGGCCCAGUUUCUCUUGUAGCACUGUAUACUUGUAUACGGCCUCCAUUUGAAGGACAAAUAGAAAGCUGGCAAGUGAUUUACCUCUUUGGACCCUCAUUUUUAUGGCUGUACUGCACAGGCCUCUCCCUGUUCUACGUAUAGUGCUGUGGCAUGUAUGAGGCGCGGUACUGAGUAUGAGCAUUCCUCUUCCUUUGCAGACACAUCCCAUGCACAUCUGCUUGUCUUCUGCUUGGCUAAGCCGAGCUCAUGCACAGAGCCCAUCAGACUGCUGUGCUGUUCCAUUGCUUUCCCAUUCUCUCUUUCGGAGCAGUGAGGUCCAUCCAAUUGUGAGGCAGUUUUUGCUUAACAGAAUUUUGUAUAAUGCAAUAACAAAAAAAAAAAAAAAAUAGACUUUUCUAUCUUUUACUUAUAGUGAGUGACAGUUUCUCAGGUAGUGUAUUGAUCUGACUGCCUACUGUCUUCACAGAGGUGCUGGUAAUGAUUCCUGUUUGAACAGGCAGUGCUUCUCCAGCUUGACUUAAGUUGUUGGGUUUUUUUGUCCUCACCCACUGGUUAGGAUGAGGAGCUCUGUAUGGCUUUCCAGAGCAGACCGUAAGGGCGGUAUACAUUUAAUGGUAUGCCUGUGGGCCAGCAACACCAUUUUGCUUCUGGAAAACCCAUGCAAUGCGUUCUUAUUGAUGUAGUUAAUUUCUUUGAAUGGGCAAGUGCAUUGCCCACCGUUUUGAUUUCUAGAUGGAUGACAUUGUGGUAAAGAUGGCGAAGUAGGGGUUGCAUUUUGUGACAUCUGCAUUUGCAGGACCUGGUAGAAACACUGAUGGGAGGUAAAGCUGCUGGUGUGUGUGUGCUGUUGCCUCAUCCUUUUGAGGGCGAGGAGAUGGCCCCUCAAACGUGGUAUUUUUGACAGAGACCACGAGUCUUUGAAAUUGUUGAUUGCUUCUUCUGACUCAAAAGCACUUGUUUGAAAUUGCUUUUCAGCCAGCUGUGCCUUAUUUAUGCUGUAAUUUCAAAACCUGUGUGUAAUCAGCAACUUGACUGUGAUUAUGCUAAAUGAAGGCAUAAGGCAGUGUCCUCAACAUACCGAGCUAUUGUGUAGUAUGUACACAGGUAUUCUCCCAGCAGGGCUCGGAGCUGGCUACCAUUUUCAGUGUCAAUACAGUUUGAACUGCUGUAUGUUUUCCAGUCUCUCAUUUAUAUGAGCUUGGGCAAGGAAAAUUGUUUUCCAACAGAUGUCUCCAAAGGGAUUUGAUGAGAUGUAGGUAUUCUUGUUGGGGUACCCCGUCCUCAUUCUUUGUGAGGAGCCCUGUAGGCAGGAUGCUCAUACAUUCAGUGUUAAUAAUCCAGAUGGAAUAGGAUACAAACUGCUACCUUAUUUAGGUUGCUGAUUUCAAGUCAUAUUGUCUUAAGGAAUAACUCAUGCCCUGAAGCAGUUGUUAGUCAGCCCUUCCUGAGGGCAUUGCUGACCCGCAUUAAAUCAGACUGUGUUCCUGCUUUCUGAUUUUGUGAGUCCAAGAAGAUAAUGGUUGAGAGAACGUCCAGCUGGCUGAGGAGUCCUGUUACUGCUUGUGUUGGAGAAAGGAGGAAACGCGGCAUCUUUUUGGCUUCAGCAUUUGUUCUUUUCCACCCACAGUUCUUCAGUGUCCUAUUCUCAAAAGAAGACAAGUGUUUGUGACAGGAGGGGAUGGUAUCCGCCACAGAGUGUGGAGAGUGCAGGUUUGGCAAGGCUGCCAGCUGCUCAGCAUUUCUUCCUUCGGCUGGGAUGAAGCACGUCCUGCUAUGGCUGCAUCUGUAGAUUUGUCUGCUGGUGAUAAUUUUCUGGCAUUACUGUCACAUGGCUAGAAAUGUCAACACGGGUGAGCUAGCAGCAAUCAAAGUAAUAAAGUUAGAACCAGGAGAAGAUUUUGCUGUUGUGCAGCAGGAAAUCAUUAUGAUGAAAGACUGUAAACAUCCAAACAUCGUUGCUUAUUUUGGCAGCUAUCUCAGACGUGACAAGCUAUGGAUCUGCAUGGAGUUUUGUGGAGGUGGCUCUCUACAGGAUAUUUAUCAUGUGACUGGACCACUUUCAGAACAGCAGAUUGCCUACGUUAGCAGAGAAACACUACAGGGGCUAUAUUACCUUCACAGUAAAGGAAAAAUGCACAGAGACAUAAAGGGAGCAAACAUUCUUUUAACGGAUAAUGGGCAUGUAAAAUUAGCUGAUUUUGGAGUAUCUGCGCAGAUAACAGCUACGAUUGCCAAAAGGAAAUCAUUCAUUGGCACUCCGUAUUGGAUGGCACCAGAAGUUGCUGCAGUAGAAAGAAAAGGUGGCUAUAACCAACUCUGUGAUCUGUGGGCAGUUGGAAUAACUGCUAUAGAGCUUGCUGAACUUCAGCCUCCAAUGUUUGACCUGCAUCCAAUGAGAGCACUUUUCCUAAUGACAAAAAGCAACUUCCAGCCUCCUAAACUAAAGGAUAAAAUGAAAUGGUCCAAUAGUUUCCAUCAUUUUGUGAAAAUGGCACUUACAAAAAAUCCUAAAAAGAGACCUACAGCUGAAAAAUUACUACAGCAUCCUUUUGUUACUCAGCCGUUAAAUCGAAGUCUUGCUAUUGAGCUUUUGGAUAAAAUGAAUAAUCCUGAUCAUUCCACUUACCACGACUUUGAUGAUGAUGAUCCUGAGCCUCUUGUUGUGCCUCAUAGAAUUCAUUCGACGAGUAGAAAUGUGAGAGAAGAAAAGACACGCUCUGAAAUAAACUUUGGUCAAGUAAAAUUUGAUCCACCCUUGAGGAAAGAAACAGAGCCACAUCAUGAAUUUCCUGACAGUAGCGAUUUUUUGGACAAUACAGAAGACAUAUACUACACUGCAAGAUCUAACCUGGAUCUGCAGCUCGAAUAUGGUCAUGGUCCUCAGGGUGGCUACUUCUUGGGUGCAAAUAAGAGUCUCUUAAAAUCAGUUGAAGAAGAACUGCAUCAGCGGGGACAUGUGGCACAUUUAGAAGAUGAUGAUGAUGAUGCAGAUGAUGAUGCUAAACAUGCCACUAUGAAACCUAAAGUGCCACCUCCUUUACCACCAAAGCCUAAAUCCAUCUUUAUCCCGCAAGAAACUCAUUCUUCUGAAAAUGAUAAUCAAGGGACAAUCAAGAGAUGCCCAGUAUCAGACAGCCCAGCAAAGUCUGCAUCUCAUGUUCCACCGAGGCCACCACCACCACGGUUACCUCCACAGAAGUCUCAUGUUUUAGGUGAGAGUGAUGCCACGAAGUGUACAGGUAAUGGAGUCACUUCUGUACAAUUAAAUGGUGAGAGAGAGGGAUCACCACAUCAACAGAAUGAAGCUAGAGACACUAGUUUUUCAAGGAAAGAAAAGAAAGAAAUACUGAAACCAAUUAGUAACGGCCUUCCUCCCACACCUAAAGUACAUAUGGGCGCUUGCUUUUCAAAGGUUUUCAAUGGCUGUCCAUUAAAAAUUCAUUGUGCAACAUCAUGGAUAAAUCCAGAUACAAGAGAUCAGUACUUGAUAUUUGGUGCAGAAGAAGGUAUUUACACACUGAACCUCAAUGAACUUCAUGAAACAUCAAUGGAGCAGCUAUUCCCUCGAAGGUGUACGUGGUUAUAUGUCAUGAACAAUUGCUUAUUAUCAAUAUCUGGUAAAGCUUCUCAGCUAUAUUCUCAUAAUCUGCCAGGACUCUUUGAUUAUGCAAGGCAAAUGCAAAAGUUACCUGUUGCUAUUCCAGCACAUAAACUCCCUGACCGAAUACUUCCCAGGAAAUUUGCUGUGUCUACAAAAAUUCCUGACACUAAAUGGUGUCAAAAAUGCUGUGUCGUGAGGAAUCCCUACACAGGCCACAAGUACCUAUGUGGAGCACUACAGUCUAGCAUUGUUUUGUUAGAAUGGGUUGAACCAAUGCAAAAAUUCAUGUUAAUCAAGCACAUAGAUUUUCCUGUACCUUGUCCACUGAGAUUGUUUGAAAUGUUGGUAGUCCCUGAGCAGGAAUUCCCUUUAGUUUGUGUUGGUGUCAGUAGAGGAAGAGACUUCAACCAGGUGGUGAAGUUUGAGACUGUCAACCCAAAUUCUACCUCUUCAUGGUUUACAGAAACAGACACUACAGAGACAAGUGUUGUACAUGUAACACAGCUGGAGAGAGAUACCAUUUUGGUGUGUUUGGAUUGCUGCAUAAAAAUAGUGAAUCUGCAAGGCAGGUUAAAAUCCAGCCGCAAACUGUCAUCAGAGCUCACGUUUGACUUUCAGAUUGAAUCAAUAGUCUGUCUACAGGACAGCGUGUUAGCGUUCUGGAAGCAUGGGAUGCAAGGAAGGAGUUUCAGAUCAAACGAGAUCACACAAGAAAUUUCUGAUAAUACGAGGAUAUUCAGGCUUCUGGGAUCUGACAGGGUCGUGGUGCUGGAAAGCAGGCCGACAGAUAACCCAACAGCCAACAGCAACCUAUAUAUCCUAGCCGGGCAUGAGAACAGUUACUGAGAAUGGUGUGCAGCAGCUCACCUCGGCAAGAUAGCACUCCUGCGGCGGCAUUCACGGCUGGCUGAAAUUGCACAAAAGCUGCAGUAACCUGACUUCAGUUACUUUAUAAUUUAUUAUGGCAUGAGAGGAAGACGAGAAUUGUUUGUGGUAUGGACACACAAGCAUUAAGAUGCCACGAAAGUGCUUAAUUUACUGUUAUGUAAUCUUUGUACAUACGCAGUAUUUUUCAGUGAAACUUCUUGGUGAAGACCUACACUGACCUUCUGUAGAUAGUGGUCCUCCUGUUAAGUACAAGUGUCUUACCUGUACAGAUGUAAAAGUCACUGAGGAUGCAAAAAUGAAAUCGGGGUACUAUUUUAAGGAUUUGUCAUGUGUUUAUUAUAAAGUGGGAUGCUAGGAACAAAUAAUAGUCCAUUUAACGACACUAUUGUAUUUUAUUAUAUGUAAUUUACUAAUACAAAUAAAUUUAACUUUUAGAAAUUGUAGCCAAGGCUGUAAUCAGAUUACAAUCUUGUUUUAAUUUUGAUGCAACACACUGGUGUUCAUGUUUGCACAACAUAUUGAGAUGUGAUGUAUUCAGUCACAAAGGUAAGCUGUGACUUUGUGGAUAUGACUUGGGCUUCAGAGUUCCCUUUUCUUUUUGUUUACGCGGGUAGUUUUCUUUGUGGAACAAACCAGUUAGACACCUGUAUUUUAUAUUUAAUUACAACUCUCUUUACGAUUACUUCUCUGUGCUUGAAAACAAGACUUUCUGGAUGGGUGUCAGUCCCAGAAUAGUGGUACCUUGCUGUAACACUGCAAUAGGUGUUUGAAUUACUAGCAUAUACAGUGAUAAAAAAUGAGUAUUACUGUUUGUCUAUACUAAAUAGUUUCAUAUCACAGUGAAAAAGCAGCAGCAUUCCACGUUGUGGAAAUGGCUCAAAGAUGAUGUCAUUUUGACUUUUUUUUUGGCCUUAUAACCAUUUUCACACUUUCUUUGAUUUAGGAUGUUAACACAUGGCCAAAAUAAUUUAGUUACUACCUCAUUCAAACAAUACAGUGGUUACUACACAUCACAGGAACUUAGUUUUGAUCAGAAGUAUUUUUGAUUGCUAUUUUCCAAUGGAAUAUGUAAAUGCCAAGUUUUAGCAAAAUGCACACAUUUGACUCCUUUUUUGUAUAUGUUCUUUUAUAUUUUAUUGUGAUAAUAUACACUAAAGCCAAACUAAAUUUAAAGUGAUUUAUGGCCUGCAUUAUUGUUGUGAUCGGUAAUACUUUGAAAUAUGUUCUCUAAUGUAUAUAAUGUAAAAUAAACUUUUUUUAACA